AUGAAACUUCUUUCGAUGCUCGUUGGGCUUCCCCUCCUCUUGGCUGGCGUCGUCAAUGGAUAUGCCUUACCUCAAGCAUGCUCGGGAGUCUGCACCAAUGCGCACGAUCCAUCCAUUAUCCGACGCGACGAUGGAACGUAUUUCCGCUUCUCCACUGGCAACAAGAUUGCUAUCCACUCUGCUCCUGAUCUCACGGGUCCUUGGAAAUACCUGGGUGCUGCUGUCCCGGACAGCUCGAAGAUCAACCUCAAGGGAAGAGAUGAUCUGUGGGCUCCUGAAGUGAAUAAGGUUGGAGACACGUACUACCUGUACUACUCCGUCAGCUCUUUCGGAACCCAGAACUCGGCGAUUGGUUUAACGCAAUCGAAGACCAUGGAACCUGGUUCGUGGGUUGAUGCCGGUAGUAUUGGUGUCACGAGUGAUGCAUCCAAAAAAUACAACGCCAUUGACCCGAAUCUCAUCCAAGUCGGCAGCGAGUACUACCUCAACUUCGGCAGCUACUGGCAAGGUCUUCACCAGACGAAGAUGACGUCGCCCCCAACGAAGAGCGCUGGAGGUGCCAAUCAAAUCGCCUUUACCUCGAAUUUCGAGGUCGUUGAAGCUGCGUUCGAAUUCGCCUACAAGGGCUACUACUACAUGUUCUUCUCCAAGGGAUCGUGCUGCGGUUACAACAAGACCCGCCCGGCUAAGGGCAAAGAGUACCGUAUCCUCGUGUGCCGUUCGAAGAGUCCGACUGGAGGCUUCGUUGACAAGAAUGGGGUUGAUUGCCGUAACAAUGGGGGCUCGAUUGUUCUGGAGUCUCACGACUGGGUGUACGGCCCGGGAGGCCAGGGCGUCUACAAUGACCCGAAGCAUGGCCCAGUGCUGUACUACCACUACGUGGAUACCCGUGUUGGGUAUGCGGACGGUGACAAGCGCUUUGGCUGGAACAAGCUCGACUUCUCGAGUGGCUGGCCUACGGUGUAA
Molecule: messenger RNA, 966 nt
Organism: Phytophthora nicotianae INRA-310
Lineage: Eukaryota; Oomycota; Peronosporomycetes; Peronosporales; Peronosporaceae
Exons: 3
Coding region: 1-966 (321 amino acids)
Biological process (GO): carbohydrate metabolic process
Molecular function (GO): arabinan endo-1,5-alpha-L-arabinosidase activity
Source: RefSeq, a predicted model, not a curated record